This is a messenger RNA of Salvelinus namaycush (lake trout), 3469 nucleotides long. Its product is annotated as ubiquitin carboxyl-terminal hydrolase 2-like. Gene Ontology annotation, cellular component: cytoplasm. Gene Ontology annotation, molecular function: cysteine-type deubiquitinase activity. The record is from RefSeq and is a predicted model, not a curated record. Lineage: Eukaryota; Metazoa; Chordata; Actinopteri; Salmoniformes; Salmonidae. The transcript is spliced from 13 exons. Bases 334 to 2124 code for a protein of 596 amino acids. Gene Ontology annotation, biological process: protein deubiquitination.
ACUUGGUCAGCUAAAAACUAUUGAAAUGCAAAGGCAGUGAUAUUUUAUGUCUAUCUAUUUUAUGUCAAAUGUUAUCGGUUCAGCAUACCGAUAUUCAAAACUGUGGUCUAACGACGCCGGGGACGCUCUGCCAGUCCGACUGACAACAGACGGGAUGAUCUCAGAGUGGGGGUCUGAUCAGUGAGAAGUCCCUGUGACUGUGAAUGUGUCUGUGAGGUACAUUAGGAUGAGCGAGCCCCACUCUAUCGCUGCCUGCGGGGACUGAGAGACACCGCUCUAUACACAGCAGUCGAUGCGGUCUUCCACCGCAUCACCCGUGGCUGAGAAUCCAGCAUGUCUCGCGUCUCCACCACCGCCAAGCGCUACACCGGCUCCUCCUAUACCAGUACCUAUAGCUCCUAUGGCUCCUCCCUGACGCCCUCCUCCCUCAGCUCCUACACCUCCGACCGGGACAGGCUGCCCUCCUACAGGAGCAAUGCUGCCUCCUCCUCGGGCUACUCCUCCUCCAGCUACCUGAGCAGCGCCGCCAGCCGCGCCCGCAACUACAGCACCUCCUUGGAGCUCGACCGGGGCCGGCCCAUUCCCCGCACUGACCUCCUGAGCAGCAGCAGCCGGCGCAGCGAGAGCCUGAGCCGCACCCCGGUGAAGACCUAUGGCUCGUCGGGCCUGAGCGGCAGCUCCGGUUACACUGGCUACAGCAGCUACUCCUCUUCCACCACGCCCAGCCGCUCCAGCUACCUCUCCUCGUCGCCUGGCGCCUCCAGCAUCUCCCUCAGCUGCCGAAGGUCGUCGAGCCAGAGUGACCUGACGCGGGACCUGUCGUCCCUGGGCCUCAACGAGCCCACCUCCUCUUCCUCCUCCUCCAGCGCCCUGAGGGGUUACCGGAGCAGGGCCAGCGAUGUGGCCGACUCCUACAACAGCAGCCUGCAGAAUUCCAGCUAUGGCCUGUCCCACAGCUCCACUCAGGAGGCCUUGAGCAGCAGCAGCUUGAAGAGCGGUGGUGGUAGCCGGUUCACCUCCUCCUAUGAGAGGAGCGACAGCAGCAGCAACGGACGACUCAGCUCCCCCACCAGGGACUCCCCGAACUCCAAGAGUGCCCAGGGCCUGGUGGGCCUACGGAACCUGGGAAAUACCUGCUUCAUGAACUCCAUCCUGCAGUGUCUCAGUAACACACACAACCUCCGGGACUACUGUCUCCACAACUCCCACCGACGCGACCUUAACAAAAACAGCCGCACCAACACCGGAGCGCUCAUGGAGGAAUUUGCCAAGCUCCUCCAGACCAUGUGGACGUCCUCGAGCAGCGAGGCGGUCGGCCCAUCAGAGUUCAAAACUCAGAUUCAGAGAUACGCCCCCCGAUUCGUGGGAUACAACCAACAGGACGCCCAGGAGUUCCUGCGCUUCCUGCUGGACGGGCUGCACAACGAGGUAAACCGGGUCACGGUGCGGCCGCGGGGCAGCUCAGAGGACUUUGACCACUUGCCUGACCGAGAGAAAGGGGAUAGAAUGUGGAGCAAGUACCUGGAGAGAGAGGACAGUAAAGUAGUGGAUCUGUUUGUGGGUCAGCUGAAGAGCUCGUUGACAUGCAGCACGUGUGGCUACUGCUCCACUGUCUUUGACCCCUUCUGGGAUCUCUCUCUACCCAUCGCCAAGAAGGGCUACGGAGAAGUGAGUCUGAUGGACUGCAUGAGUCUCUUCACCAAAGAGGAUGUGCUCGAGGGAGAUGAAAAACCAACGUGCUACAGGUGUAAAGCCAGAAGAAGAUGCACAAAGAAGUUCACUGUACAGAAAUUCCCCAAGAUCUUAGUGCUUCAUCUGAAACGCUUCUCUGAAGCGCGGAGAACCAGCAAACUGUCCACAUUUGUCAACUUCCCCAUGGAGAAACUGGACCUCAGGGAGUUUGCCUCGGAAAACAGCAUAAAUGCAGUUUAUAACCUGUACGCAGUGUCCAAUCACUCAGGCACGACCAUGGGCGGCCACUACACAGCGUACUGUCGCAACCCCACCUCGGGAGAAUGGUACACGUUCAAUGACUCCAGAGUAACGCCAAUGUCCUCCAGCCAAGUGCGCAGCAGUGACGCCUACGUGCUGUUCUACGAGCUGGCCUCCUCCUCGCGGAUGUGAGGGCCUCCCGGAGGAGGAGGGCACUGCAGACGGAGGGAGGGAGGAGGAGGAGGGCAAAGCCAGGCCCGUUAGGACUAAUCACAUCCACAACAGAGAGAGGCUACUACUCCCACUUCCCCAACUCUAUCCACAACAGAUAGAGGCUACUACUCCCAGUUCCCCAACUCCAUCCACAACAGAGAGACUACUACUCCCCCCUCCCCAACUCCAUUCACAACAGAGAGAGGCUACUACUCCCACUUCCCCAACUCUAUCCACAACAGAGAGAGGCUACUACUCCCACUUCCCCAACUUCAUCCACAACAGAGAGAGGCUACUACUCCCACUUCCCCAACUCCAUCCACAACAGAGAGAGGCUACUACUCCCACUUCCCCAACUCCAUCCACAACAGAGAGAGGCUACUUCAACUGCUGGACGUCCACCCUCAGACUAUGGAAACACUACAGGAAUCUGUCAUAUUUGCUGUUGUCGUUCAACCCAGCCCUCCUCACUUCACUCCCUCUCGCUUCUCUCUGCUGCCUCUCUCUCUGCUCUUGGGGAGCAGGGUGGUCAGAGGAGUUGGCCUGUGCGUGUGUGAGCGUGUGUGUCUCAGAGAGUGUGUGUGUGUGUGUUAUCACAGGAGACCCUCUCCAGGCAAUAAAAACCAAGCGUCUCCUUCUCCGAAGUCCCUCUCUCUAUGCACUGCAACAAACCAAACUCUCGUCCCGACUGCGCCUUUCUUCUCUUCUUCUUGUUCGAGAUCGCCUCAAUAUUAAAAGACUUUGUUUCAAUUUCGAUUUUGGAUUUUCUUGUUGAUUUUUGUAUUGGUAUUACCACCAUCAUCACGGUGGAAGAUUUUCUGAACUGUUGCGGCAGCGCCCCCUGCUGACGGGAUGGAGUAGGACAAUAUGGCACCGUCAGAAAUUCUUCUUAACACACCUCUCACACAAGCCUGAGUGUCCCCUCCUGCCUACACACUGCAAUGUCUCAUCCCAGUUUCUCUGUUCAGCUGUGUACAGUACUACUCUGUCCUUUCACUGCUGCUCUCUCUCCUUGUCCUGCAUCUUCCUCUGAAAGUGGAGGGGUAGCCAGGUUGUCCUCUUAAGAGUGCUACGUGUUCAGAGGAUGCCCUGUACCUUAUGUUAUUGUUUUCAGUGUGGCUGCUACUGAUGUUUUAAAGUGCUGUGAAUGAAAAGGACUAUCCAGUACAAACUAAUACUAUUGGUCACAAUCUUGUCAGUAUGGAUUUGUUCAUCCUCGACUGUCAUGCCAUUGAACAACAUGGAAAGAAUGUUUUGAGGAGAAAAAAACACGAUCUGUCUAUUUUUAUAUUCUGAUGCAAUAUAGAGAAUGUACUUUACAGUG